Molecule: messenger RNA, 1879 nt
Organism: Anopheles funestus (African malaria mosquito)
Lineage: Eukaryota; Metazoa; Arthropoda; Insecta; Diptera; Culicidae
Product: apyrase-like
Exons: 7
Coding region: 59-1789 (576 amino acids)
Biological process (GO): AMP catabolic process
Cellular component (GO): plasma membrane
Molecular function (GO): nucleotide binding; 5'-nucleotidase activity; metal ion binding
Source: RefSeq, a predicted model, not a curated record
UCUACCCACAGCUGUACCCACACAAGGUAGGUCUUGUUCAACGCAUCAAGGUGAUAGAAUGUGGCGUUUUCAUCACUGCUCGUGGACGGUUUUUGCAUCGCUCUUGGUGCUGAGCUACAUCGUUCCGGAAUGCUGGACAAAAUGUGUUUCAAGUAGCGAUAAAGACUCCUUCCCGCUAACGUUCAUCCACAUCAACGAUCUACAUGCGCGGUUUGAUGAAACGAACCAAAAAUCUUCCGGUUGUACCAAUCCGAAAGAAUGUAUUGCCGGUAUAGCACGCGUCUACCAUACGAUCAGGCAGCUAAAGAAAGAGUAUAAAUCGCAAAAUCCACUCUACCUCAAUGCGGGUGACAACUUCCAGGGGACGCUUUGGUACAAUUUGCUACGCUGGAACGUUACCGCACACUUCAUCAAGAAGCUUCCACCAGAUGUAAUGACCCUAGGCAACCACGAGUUUGAUCAUAGCCCGAAAGGCCUCGCACCAUAUCUGGCCGAACUUGAAAAACUGAAAAUUCCAACGGUUGUGGCUAAUCUUCAGCUGAAUGGAGAACCGGAGUUGAUAAAAUCAAAAAUUAAGUCAAGUGUUGUGCUGCACGAAUGUGGACGUAAAGUAGGAGUCAUUGGAGCGCUCUACGAUAAGACACACCUAGUGGCCCAAACGGGAAAGGUUACGCUGACAAACUCAAUCGAUGCAGUGCGCAAGGAAGCGCAAAAGUUGAAAAACGAUAAAGUGGAUAUCAUUGUGGUACUGUCGCAUUGUGGUUUGGACGGUGAUAAACAGCUGGCCGAGGAGGCUGGUGAUCUCGUCGAUGUUAUCAUUGGUGCACAUUCGCAUUCCUUGCUGCUGAACAAAGAUUCCAAAGUGCCUUACGAUAUGAAAUACGACAAAAUUGAAGGAGACUAUCCGAUUGUGGUUGAGAAGCAGAAUAAGCAUAAGGUUCUUAUUACUCAGGCACGUUCCUUUGGUAAGUAUGUUGGACGUCUGACGGUAUACUUUGACCGGAAUGGUGAGGUACAGAGCUGGGAAGGUCAUCCAAUCUAUAUGAACAACACGGUCGAACAGGACGAAGAUAUAGUGCGGGAACUGAAACCAUGGCGUGAAGAGGUAGAGCGUCUCGGAACACAAGUGAUCGGACAGAGUGACGUGUUUCUGGAUCGCGAAUCAUGCCGUUGGUGUGAGUGUACAUUAGGUGAUGUAGCUACGGAUGCAUUCGCUGAUAAGUAUUCGAACGGAACGUUCAGAGCGGUAGCAAUCAUACAGGCUGGAAACUUCCGAAAUCCAAUCAAGAAAGGAGCAAUCACAAAUGGAUUGGCGAUCGAGGCUGCUCCAUUCGGAUCAUCGGUUGACUUGAUAAAGCUAAAGGGUGAAGACCUUUGGAGCGCUAUCGAUCACUCCUUCACAUUGGAUGAUGAGUAUCGGCUUAAUACGAUGCAGGUGUCCGGCAUGACGGUGGUAGUCGAUCUGUCCAAAAAUCGUAACGAGCGUGUACAAAGCAUCCAAGUGAUUGAGGCCGACGGAACGAUGAAACCACUGGAUAAGCAAAAGUUCUACUACGUCGCUACACCGUCCUAUCUUGCCGACGGAAAGGAUGGAUUUGAAAUGAUGAAAAGAGGCACGGACCGCAUUACUGGACCGCUGGAUUCGGAUGUGCUGAUCGAGUACGUGCGGAAGCGCCAAACGAUCACGACGAGUAUGUUUGAGCAGAAGCGUAUGGUGAUAGAAAAUCAUACGAAUGGUACUUGUUCGUGGGAUUUGGAAGCGGAGAGAUAUACGCCCAAAAUCAAGUAAAAUCACCUUUUGUUUGUCACUGAAACACUGCAAUAGUUGAGCAUUUGUAUUCUGCAUUAAAAAGCCGAUCUUUAUACUUUGAUCGCUUAA